AAAGGUGUCUACCGAUUACUUUAUUAUUUAACACACAGGUUUAGCAUGCAUGAUAGUGAUUAUAUUUCAUAUGAUGAUAUCACCAUAAUAUGGGAUACAUCAGUGGAUUAUUAUAAGCAUAAUUAUAACUCAUAAACACAUUUACUUUCGAUGUUAAUACUUCAUUGGGACUACACACAUUUAUAUAAUUAAUCAUACAUUAAUUAUCCCAAGAUCACGUUGCUCUGAUUAAGGCUCAGAUAGGAUCGAUUACCUGAUCCCAGUCAUAUAAUUUUCCCAAUCCAAAACAAUAUAAAUAGCAGUAGUAGUUCAGUGUAGGAACCUGGUCAAACUUUGAUACAAAAUCCUUUCUCAAUAAACAAAACCUACACAAGUUCUCACGAAUCUUCGUUCCUAAUCUCAAAUCUUCAAUUCUUCCUCUUAAAAACUUCUUCAACUUCAACCACCACAACAGCUACUUCCUCAUGUUAGGAUCCAUUCGAAUCCUUUUGGUUUUAGGAAAUAUCGCUCUGAAGCUGAUACAGUCACAAGAAGUUCAGGAAAAGACAAAUGUUAACUUUAGUAACUUUGAAUGACGUUUAAUGUUAUUUAGCCAAUUUCAAUUAUUAAUACUGUUAAAAUAGUGCACGAUGCUCAGAUUGUUCAGUUUCUGAAUCAAGUGUAUGUCCCAACUGAGCCAUGGAACGAAUCACUUUACAUAAAAAAGAAAGUCUCAUCCAGGGAUAUUUUUUCUUUGAUUAUGUUAUAUACAACAAAAUUUGAUGAGAAAUCGUUGUUAUCUUUUAUAAAGUGGUGCAACACCAAGAAAGUUUUAUACAUGAACCAAGAACAGGAACGAAAAGUAUUGAAGGAUCAAAACGGUUCAAAGGUUCGAUAUCGAGUCUUAUGGACAUUAAAAGAUGAAUAUUUGAAUGGUAUUACUUUAUCAAUCACGGAGCAUCUGCCAAAGUACCAGGCAUAUAUCAAGAACCUCAAGAAAAAUAACUUCACAGUCAUUGGAUACGCCAGAAAGUCUCCAGGCCAGGAACAUCAGGAAGUGAGAGUGGGUUUGGUUCAAAAAAUGGUCAACAAAUUGUAUGACACGUUGCUUGUGGAUAAAGUAUUUGUCACUACGUCAUCGCGAGCAAAUGAUACCAUUACAUCCCGCGACACGAAUGGAAAAAAUGCCCAAUUGACGCUUUUGAACCAAGUGCAUGGAAACACGCAAGAUCUAUUGGAAUAUAUUUGCACAUCAAAAAACGACUGUCUAGUAGCAAUUGAUUUCGCCGGUCUGUCAACCAAUACCAGUGAUUUAUAUGAUUUCAUUGUAGCUCAUGGUUCCAUCAAGAAGAUCAUCAUUGACCUUUCUUCGUCUACUGGGUUUAUGAAGUAUUAUAACCGAGACGAUAUUAUUGAUAAUCCUAGCAUUUUAAAGGAUUUUGAUUGCAGAAAACCUUGUUAUAAACGAUCGUAAAUAUAUAUUAAUUCUUUUCCUUCUAAUAAAGUAGUCUUACUUUCCCAAGUCUUCACUUUCGUCUAACUUUAUGUCCAUGACAAAAAUCCCUUGGAUCUUGUUGAAAAGGUUCCAGUACGCCCUAACAUGUUAAUAGAUGAUAUUAGUUUUUAUUAUAUUUAACCUUUAUUUAUUACUUAUUAAAUAUGAUAUGUUUUAUAUCUUGAAAGUAAUAAAUAAUGAUUUAUUUACUAACUUGGUAUAACACUUUUUAGACAUACAAUUGCUUAUGUUUUAAUAUUAUUAAAAUAUAAACAUAUACACCUGGAAAAGUUACUUCUUAUUGUUUUAUUAUUUUUCAGUGAUUUAAACAUAACUAGAUUCACAGGCCAAAUUGCUUGUUUCAAAAAUAAAUAUCAUAGAUACAUAAUAUAUAAAAGUCCUGGAAAAUAUGGUCCAGAUAAGU
Messenger RNA from Phycomyces blakesleeanus NRRL 1555(-), 1898 nucleotides. RefSeq lists its product as hypothetical. The transcript is spliced from 3 exons. The record is from RefSeq and is a predicted model, not a curated record. NCBI's taxonomy places the organism in Eukaryota, Fungi, Mucoromycota, Mucoromycetes, Mucorales, Phycomycetaceae. The coding region runs from base 740 to 1453 and encodes 237 amino acids.